Momordica charantia (bitter melon) is the source of this 1224-nucleotide messenger RNA. The record is from RefSeq and is a predicted model, not a curated record. NCBI's taxonomy places the organism in Eukaryota, Viridiplantae, Streptophyta, Magnoliopsida, Cucurbitales, Cucurbitaceae.
AUGUGCUACUUCCUCACCGGCUUAGCCGAUGAGACCCUCACUGUUAAGCUUGGAGAGGAGGCUCCAGCAACCUUCGCCGAAGUUCUGCAAAAAGCGAAGAAAGUCAUUGAUGGACAAGAGCUCGUCCGAACCAAGACUGGCCGACCUGAGAAGCAGAUCGACCAGAGGAAGCCCAGCCAAGAGAAGAGGAAGGGUGAUUCCAAAUCUAAAGACAAGGGACCAUCCUCCUCUAGCAGCCGAGCUGAUUAUCGAAGGUCGGAUAGCGGUCACAGCCGAAGCCGACCUUAUGAGUGGUACACUCCAACCACUAUCCUCAUCUCUGAAAUACUUACGAACAUCGAGGAAAGUGGGAUGGAAAAGCUCCUCAAGCGACCUGAGAAGCUCCGAAGAGACCUAGAAAAGCGCAAUAAAGAUAAAUAUUGUUGUUUUCAUCGCGAUCACGGCCAUAAUACAUCAAAUUACUGGGAACUGAAGCGCCAGAUUGAAGACCUCAUUCAAGACGGCUACUUCAAAAAAUUCGUUGUAAAACCGAGGUUCAACUCAGUAGAGAAGAAAGAAGAGAAGAAGCGUUCAAGGACGUCGCCUCGUCGAGAUGACCGACCUACGAUCAUCAACAUUAUUUUCGGGGGCCCAAAUGGGGGCCAGUCUAGAAAUAAAAGAAAAGAGCUAGCUCGCGAAGCCAAGCGCGAGGUGUGCAUCAUCAGGGAGCAGAAACCGACUUGCUCCAUUACCUUCGGUGAUGCCGAUCUGGAGGGGGUCCACUUACCCCAUAAUGAUGCACUUGUGAUCGCCCCUCUUAUCGAUCAUGUCCUGGUCAGAAGAGUAUUGGUAUAUGGAGGGUGUAUCGACUUACCGGUUACGAUUGGGCAAGAUGAUACACAAGUAACUCAGAUGGCCGAGUUCGUCGUGAUCGACGGAAGGUCGGCCUACAACGCCAUCUUCGGGAGACCCAUCAUCCAUUCGUUUCGGGUCGUUCCCUCAACAGUUCAUCAAGUUCUGAAGUACUCAACUCCUAAUGGAGUGGGCACGGUCCGAGGGGAGCAGAAAACUUUGAGGGAGUGUUAUGCCUCCGCGCUUAAAGGGUCAUCAGUAUGCGCCCUAGGACAAGCCAACGGGGAUGAGUUGCUGAAGUCUGAGGCCGACCUACCAAAAUUAGGUAAAAGGAAAUUCUCCGCACCGACAGAGGAACUCGAGCUUGUUCUUUUGCUUAGCCCUGAAAGAUAA